Molecule: messenger RNA, 1305 nt
Organism: Coniosporium apollinis CBS 100218
Lineage: Eukaryota; Fungi; Ascomycota; Dothideomycetes
Product: phosphoserine aminotransferase
Exons: 2
Coding region: 1-1305 (434 amino acids)
Biological process (GO): L-serine biosynthetic process
Cellular component (GO): cytoplasm
Molecular function (GO): O-phospho-L-serine:2-oxoglutarate transaminase activity; pyridoxal phosphate binding
Source: RefSeq, a predicted model, not a curated record
AUGCCGUCCCGAUCAGAUAUCCACUACUUCGGCGCCGGUCCCGCUCCGCUGCCCACAGCCGUCCUCGAACGCGCCUCACAAGCCCUCCUAAAUUACAACGACAAAGGCAUUGGCCUCUGCGAGAUAUCCCAUCGGUCGCCAGAAGCCAACCAGAUCCUCACAGACGCCAAAGUCAGCUUGACGAACCUCCUAGACAUCCCAGAUGACUACGAGAUCCUCUUCCUCCAGGCCGGCGGCAGCGGCGAGUUCAGUGCUGUGGUAUACCACAUGGUAUCGGUGUGGGUAGAGAAGCGGAGAAAGAGAGCGGAGCAGGAGACCAAGAGCGAGGGCGGGAGCGAGCAAGACCUGGAGGCAAAGGUGCUUGAGCGGCUACGGAAGGAGGUUAAAGAGGAGCUCAGACUGGACUACUUAGUUUCCGGCUCGUGGUCGCUCAAAGCGUCCCAGGAGGCGGCGAGAUUGAUUGGUCCUGAGCAUAUAAACGUGGCAUUCGAUGCACGAAAGGCGAAUGAGGGCAAAUUCGGCCGUAUACCGCCUGAGUCCGAGUGGAAGCUUACGCCGCGGAAGCCAGGAGCAGCGCUGACAUACUUCUGCGACAACGAAACGGUUGAUGGGGUUGAGUUCCCGUCGUUUCCACAGUGCCUCGAAGCCGAUAGUGAGGAAGACGCGCCGCUCGUCAUUGCGGACAUGUCUUCGAAUUUUAUUAGCCGGAAGGUGGAUGUCAAGAAGUACGCCGCGAUCUUUGGAGGAGCGCAGAAGAACGUUGGAAACGCCGGGGUUACCAUCGUUAUUGUACGAAAGUCAUUGCUACCGCCAACCUCUCCGUUAGCUGCAUCGCCGCUGCUACGAAGCCUGAAUCUCCCUGUUGGUCCUAUUGUGCUGGACUGGCCGACCAUCGCCAAGAACAACUCGCUAUACAACACGCUGCCGAUCUUCGACGUGUGGAUAGCGGGCCAGGUCAUGUCCGGAUUGAUGGAGACGUACGGCGACAAGCGGAUCAGCGGCCAGCAGGAGGUCUCAGACCAGAAGGCGAAGUUGCUGUACGGAGCCCUUGAUAAAGACUCCCAAGUGUACCACGUUGUACCAGACAAGAGCGUUCGCAGUAGAAUGAACAUUUGCUUCAGAGUUCACGGCGGUGACUCUGAGAAGGAGAAGGAGUUCCUAGCCGGUGCGGAGAAAAGAGGUCUUACCGGUCUGAAAGGCCAUCGUAGCGUUGGCGGCAUGAGGGCCAGCAACUACAACGCCGUCUCCCUCGAGGGCGUGGAAAAGCUUGUCCGGUACCUUGAGGACUACGCACAAGGAUCUUAA